AUGCCGUCACUCCACCCCGAAUGGAGCGCGUUUCUCGCACUCAAUCCCACCACCAGCCAUGACGAGAACGGUAGAAAUGAGCAGUUCCUCUCUUCCCCGGAAAACCACGCACUCGCUUCGCAAGUGUCAAGCUUUGAUACGACUGUCCCCGCUAGGGACAAUCAUCCCAUCCCCAUUCGCAUCUACACUCCCCGAGACCACUCACCUGAGACGAUCGUCAUAUUCUACCACUCGGGGGGCUUUGUGGUAGGAUCUCUGGACACCGAAGACAUCUCAUGUAGGCACAUGGCCCUUGGGGGCCCCAGCACAGUCAUCAGCGUUAACUAUCGGCUCAGCCCGGCGCAUCAAUAUCCGGUCCCAACCAAUGAUGGCUGGGAUGCGUUUGAGUACAUACUCCUAAGCAGUCUUUCCACCAUUGUGCAAAACCAUCGCGUUCCCGUCAAGGUGGUGAUCAGCGGAACCUCGUCGGGCGGACAGCUCGCCGCCAUCGUCUCGCAGAAAGCACGAGACUGGCUGCAAGGUCCGGAGAAUGCAGCCUCUGCGGCGAACAUUGUUCUGUGCGGAGUCCUGCUCCGAGCACCGGUGACGGUCCGUGGCGCGGAGCCUGCGUGUAUUCCACCGCUCUUCAGGGAUCUACAUCAGUCCUGGACUGAGGAGCUGGAGACUCAGAGACUGGAUCGAGCGGGCAUGGCAGAAAAUCACGAUGCCCUCGGGGUUCCUUGUGCCGAAAGAACUCGGCCUGAGGCAUACCCUCUCUGGGGCCGGUUUGACGGGCUGCCGAAGACGUAUAUCCAGGUGUGCGAUGUCGAUAUCCUCCGUGACGAUGCUGUGUGCUAUGCGCGAGGUCUACGGGACGCGGGGGUAAAAGUGCGUCUGUCCACGUACACGAGGGCGGAACUACUGACACUUAAGGAGACGUCUAGUAGUACCGACGAGGCUAGCUAG
Molecule: messenger RNA, 945 nt
Organism: Aspergillus clavatus NRRL 1
Lineage: Eukaryota; Fungi; Ascomycota; Eurotiomycetes; Eurotiales; Aspergillaceae
Product: putative lipase/esterase
Exons: 4
Coding region: 1-945 (314 amino acids)
Molecular function (GO): hydrolase activity
Source: RefSeq, a predicted model, not a curated record